This is a messenger RNA of Eremothecium gossypii ATCC 10895, 1635 nucleotides long. It is a transcript of the gene STP1, whose product is annotated as Stp1p. The transcript has a single exon. Gene Ontology annotation, biological process: regulation of transcription by RNA polymerase II. The record is from RefSeq and is marked provisional. Bases 1 to 1635 code for a protein of 544 amino acids. Lineage: Eukaryota; Fungi; Ascomycota; Saccharomycetes; Saccharomycetales; Saccharomycetaceae. Gene Ontology annotation, cellular component: nucleus. Gene Ontology annotation, molecular function: DNA-binding transcription factor activity, RNA polymerase II-specific; RNA polymerase II cis-regulatory region sequence-specific DNA binding.
AUGAUAUCGGAACAAGCACCGGGCUGGAGAGGGACCGUGGUGGGGCGGAUGUCUGCGAAGGUGCUGUCAUGGUUGUGGUCAUGGGCACAGCAGGUUUCUGUCGGGGUCGGCAAGAACGAUGACGAGCGUGCGGAUGCAGCGGUGGCCAAGGCGGCUGAUACCGGACCGCGACGGCGCCGGGGAACAGUUUCUGGGCUGUUUCCGAAGCGGCACAACGUCGAUGCGCGACUUGAUCUGCAGGCGUCGGUCGUGGCGUGCUCUAUCGACCUCAGCACGUUGCAGAGCCCCAUCUCGAUGACGCGGACGCCAGAGGGAGGCAUGGAGUGGAAGCUCAACGCUGGUGCACAUGCCGGAACCCCAACACAGUCCAACGAGGAGCCGUUGUCGCCCCGGAGCAGCAGCUCUGCCGCGCAGUUGAAGGACGAGGACGGGGACGAGCUGUCCAAGGAACGCUUUGUCUGCCAUUACUGCGAUGCAGAAUUUCGGAUCCGGGGUUACUUGACGCGCCACAUCAAGAAGCACGCCGUGGAGAAGGCCUACCACUGCCCAUUCUUCAAUAGCCACGUCCCUCCGGAGACUCGGUGUCACACUACAGGCGGGUUUUCGAGGAGAGAUACUUACAAGACGCACUUGCGUUCGAGACAUUUUAUCUACCCAGAGGGCGUCAAGACGCAGGACCGCGGCAAGUCGUGUGGGCACUGUGCACACUGUGGGAAAUGGUUUGAAAACACAUCUACAUGGAUUGAGAAGCACAUCGAGAGCGGUUACUGUACCGGCCUACCGGAGGGUACUAUAUUACCGGCGAAAAGUGCCCGUAAGGCGGGCAAGUUGAAAAUGAUCAAGACUUCCACCGGGCACUCCCGUUUCAUUACGACCCAGCAAAGUGUGGUCGAGCCCAAGGUGUUGCUCAAUAAAGAGGCUAUCGAGGCGAUGCAAAUUGUUGUAAACGAAACUAACACUGCCGGUCAGCCAGCUUUGACCAAACUCAGUGACAACAGAAUCAUGUUGAAUUCCAUGAACUUCAAAGGAGAACCUCGCAGCAAGCGCGCCAUGAGGCGGGGCCGGAGAAAGCGGUUCAGCAUCGGGCCGGCAAUGGCUGCACACGCCUGUGCGAACAGCGCGUCAAUGAUGCCGUCGAACGCUGGCGCCACUUCUGCAACAUCAUGUCCGAUUGACGCGCAGUUGCAACCACAGAUGUAUAUGCCACACACUGGAGCGGCGUAUACGUUCACUACACCAGACGAGACUCCGCUGGACGAAAUCUGUCUUUCACUGAAUCCGUCUCCCACCGAUGAUGCGAGCUUGGUGCCAGUACGGUCUGCAUCGUCGCUCUCUUCCCAUGAGUGCCAGCAACCCGCGAACAACGACAUGAACAAGCUCUUAUACCCCCUUAUUUCGUCGAAUCCCGUUGGCAUCCAGGACCCAUAUUCUAUUCCGCUGGACUUUGAACAGAUGGGCUUUGCGAUGGCCGCGGAGGAGACACCCGUCUUGCCAGCCCAAAAGUUAGUGAGUGAGCCCCAAAUAAACGUAACAUUAAACAGACAGAUGGAUCCUAUAAAACUUGGCGAGCGGCAAUUCAGGGAAACGCAGCAGUAUUUGAACUUUUACAAUUACAGUUUCGAUACGAACCUAUGA